AGCCCCACAACUAUUGUGAUUUUUUUUUUUUUUUUUAAGACAACACAUUCCCCAUCUCGUUGCAAUAGAAUGCCAAAUUCGUCAGUAAUCAGCAGGGUGAACGCGGGAUUGGCUCGCUGUUUGAGCCACCAUCGGCGAUUGUGUCGCGGCAUUGCCGAGCUGGACCGGCUCAUCCACAACGAUGAGUUCUUGAAGGAUCCCAGGACGCAGUGGCUGCUCCAUCAGCGGCGUCAAACCGAGGAGGAGCAGGCAAAUGCAGAUGCUAGGAUCAGUCCGUUGGGCAGAAUGGGUUGUGAAAUGGGUCGUCUGCUGGGUAGGUCCAAGAUAAAUCUGUCCCCGCAAUCCCGAAAGAACAAUCUCGUCGUGACCCGGACCUUUUGCCAAAUCCUCCAAGUUGAAAACUCCACACCCAGAAAGCAGUCGGGACCAAUGCCUGCUCCAACUCCACUGCCAUCGCCAGAAAGAAGGCAGAGUCUCAUCUUCAGCGCUAGCCUGUCUCGUCCUGAGCCGUAAGGAUCCUGCUCCAAGAUCAGUCAAAGUAGUUAGGCAUGAUAUCCUGUAGAGAUACACUACCAAGCCUGGCAGAGAUCUACGAUAUGUAUAGAUAGAUCAGUGCAAGGCUUGGUAGGGUUCUCUUUGAGAUGUCUCUGUGGAAAUAGCCCAGAAACGACUGAAUUUAUAUCCCACACAACUGAAGGGGCAGCAGGAGGAUGUGGACUACCAGGAGGAAGAGGAGGAGGUGUUGCCCCGUCCGUCGUUCAGUAUCCGUGCUGCUCUCGUUAUUGUUAUGAAUAAGUUAAUAACAUGGCGGAAGGCUUCUUUUGUCGUGGCCCAAACAAGCAACAACCUGGCAGGCAGCGCUUAUUAAAUGAUUGAAGCCUUUGGUGGGGCGAGGUGGUGCUGG
Messenger RNA from Drosophila melanogaster (fruit fly), 904 nucleotides. RefSeq lists its product as uncharacterized. The coding region runs from base 70 to 513 and encodes 147 amino acids. NCBI's taxonomy places the organism in Eukaryota, Metazoa, Arthropoda, Insecta, Diptera, Drosophilidae. The transcript has 2 exons. The record is from RefSeq and is marked reviewed.